UGUCGAGCUGCAUCAGGACCAAACACCUCCAGGCUCAGCAACGCCGCAAAAAAAAAACCCCUUAUCCGGGUUUUUUUUGCAUCAAACCUCCCUGCGCUUGACCCACAAAGUGCCCUCCUACAGCCCAAGGUUUGGGGGUACCGCAGCACCCCAUUUCUUUCCACGCAGGUAAAAAGAAAUCCUUGCCAGCUCCUUGGAGGCUGAAAACGAUCAGUUAUCCCCCGAAUCCUGAGCUGGAAGCUGCAGAAUUGAAUCGGGAAUCACUGCGGGAAAUCUCCUGGGUUUAAUACAUCCCCGUCUUGGGGGUCCAGCGUGCAGGAUCCCCUCCUGCGCGUCCGCCUCUGCCGUCCUCCCCCUCCCUGGCGCGGGUGGGAGCCGCUGACUCAUCUGCCCAUCGUCUCCCCCCCCCCCACGACGAAGGGGAAUUCAUCGAGCGCUUCGAGGGGCUGCAUUGCAGACCCAGACGCGCCAGCAGACAAAAGCGACGCUGCGACGCCCGCGGCUUCCCAGCACAAAGAGCCCGGCCGGCAUCAAGUGCAUCCACCCGCCCACCCAUCCAUCCUCCACAGCCCGAAAAUGCUGGACACCAUCAGCAGCCAGUACGACUCCUUCAUCUACUGGAGGAUGCCGAUCCCGCGGCUGGACGUGGCGGAGCUGGAGGGGCUGGGGCUCAGCGACGUGGCCCUCUACAAACCCAAAGGAGGGCUGGGCAAGCUCGCCAGCGAGCGGGAUCGGGUCAGCCGGGACAUCUCCGAAGAAGAGGACAGUCUGCUGCAGUUCAACAGCUUUAAUUUCUGGAGAGCUCCUAUUGCCAGCAUUAGCUCGUUAGAUUUCGAUCUAAUUUGAAGCCCUCCUUUCUGCCUCACCUCACCCCCCUGCCCUCUCCCUCUCUGCUAGGCAUGCAAGGAUUUGGUUUUGUUGUUGGUUUGGAGGUUGGGGGGUUUUUUUGUUUCCGGGCAGUUUUUGACAUCGUUAAUUAACCCAGCAGUUCACCCCAGCCCUGACAGUGCUGGGCUCCCCGCAAAGCUUCCAGCUUUCUCCACCUUCUCCCUCUUUUCUCCCCUUUUUGCGGUAGCCCUGGAAACACCACGACAGUACAAGGAGGGGGUAACAGCACAGGGGGCAGAUACGAAAGGAGGGGGCAGGAACAGCCACCCCGUUGCCCUGCGUCCACACACCAGCGGGUGUGGGAGGUGCUGGGGGGUUUCUACUGCGCGACCGUGGGCGUCCCCAUGCUCCAGGACGAGCGUUUGAGCUCAUUUCUCAUGUGUUUUUUUAAGAAACUAAUUUGUGCAAAGGGAGCGGUGCAGGACUGAUGGGAAUCAUCUUCGUUUUGCAGACAGCAUCAUCCCUGCUCCUCUCCCAGGGAUGCAGAGACCCCUCUGCGCUCCCCUGGCCCAGUUUCUCCAAAAGCCGCUUCGUUCCUUAAUCUUCCCCUCGGGAUAAUCAAGGUGGGAGAGGCAGGGAUGUGCCCGGGACACGAGCACAAACCUCUUUCUUGAAAAUCACCUCUUUGAGCCUUGCGGCUUGAGCCCAAGCAGGAGAAAUGAUGGCCAGGAGGGUAAAUACACAUGGAAAUGCUCCAAACUUGCUCGGUGGGGUCAAGGCUGGACGUUCACUGCUUGAAAUUUGAUUUUUCUCCCUUUUUUAUCCCUUGUGUACUUUAUCCCAGGUGUGACUUCCGUCUGGGAUGGAGGCCGGGUAUAUUGUGGGGUCCAGAUGGGUAACGGGGGCUAAGCUGAAAGAUAAGAUGGAGAAUUUAGUUUGAUCUUACCCUGAAAUGAAAAUGUUUCUGGUUUCCCCACGCAAUUAAUCAACUGCUUUAAAAAUAACAACAAAAAAAAUUUGCUGCAUUCACUCAAGUGGAAGCCUUGCAUUUUCCUCGGGAAGGUUUUCACCUGUGCUCUGCACAGGCUGAGGUUUAUUUCUGAGCAUCAUCUCAAAAUGGGAAAAACCCCCCCCCAACCCUGAAUAAUUUUUGGCUUUUAAACUUUUUUUUCCCCUCAAUAUUGUUUUCUGGGAGAACGAACACGACUGGGUUGUCUUGAAUGUGCUUUUUGGGGGGUUAUUGGGGUGGUGUAGAGCAUCCUGAAACUGUUCUAAGAGUUGGGGGGGUAUGUGGCCGGAGGGAGGCUGAGGCAGCACUUAAAAGGUGCCCAAAAAUAGGCAAAUAUUGGAAAAAAUCUGCAUUCUAUAGUGAAAAUGGAGCGCAGCUCUCCUGUAACCUCCAGAAAUGACCCAGCCUGCUGACUUUGAACCACCCAUGUUAAACCAGAGGUGAAAAAUGUAAACUCUCCUAUGCAGGGCUGUUUGAUGUCUGUGUGCACAGCUGGGAAAACCCACAGGAGUAUUUAUUAUGAAACUUUAAAUAAAAUAAUUUAAAAACAUA
Molecule: messenger RNA, 2389 nt
Organism: Grus americana (Whooping crane)
Lineage: Eukaryota; Metazoa; Chordata; Aves; Gruiformes; Gruidae
Gene: MLLT11
Product: MLLT11 transcription factor 7 cofactor
Exons: 2
Coding region: 577-846 (89 amino acids)
Biological process (GO): apoptotic signaling pathway; positive regulation of mitochondrial depolarization; positive regulation of DNA-templated transcription
Cellular component (GO): cytosol; nucleoplasm
Source: RefSeq, a predicted model, not a curated record